Molecule: messenger RNA, 1030 nt
Organism: Cyphomyrmex costatus
Lineage: Eukaryota; Metazoa; Arthropoda; Insecta; Hymenoptera; Formicidae
Product: alpha-tocopherol transfer protein-like
Exons: 4
Coding region: 1-921 (306 amino acids)
Cellular component (GO): membrane
Molecular function (GO): phosphatidylinositol bisphosphate binding
Source: RefSeq, a predicted model, not a curated record
AUGGACUUUGUUUCAAUGUCUGUAACAAAAGGAAUUUCAUUAGAAGAAGAAAUGAAGAGGAAUCCUCAAUUGAAACUGUCAGAUGUACAAUCACUGAGGGAAUGGUGCGAGAAACAACAGCACUUGCCAAAAAUUGAAGACAACUUUCUUGCUUUGUUUCUUCACAGCAAUUACUAUCAAAUGGAACCAACGAAAGACAAAAUCGAAAAUUAUUAUACGACAAGGACACUUUUAUUAGACAUUUUUUGCAAUCGGGAUCCGCUUGAAGAAAUAGGGUUACAACAAAUCUUCAAAACUAUGGCUCAGUUUUUACUGAAUGGAUUAACAAAGGAUGGAUAUAAGAUGAUAUUUUUCUCAUUAUUGGACAGCGACCCUUCUUCCUACAACCUUGAUUAUAGCUUCAAAUAUACCACAAUGUUAACCGACGUACAUUUUUUGAUGGAUGGUACAAAUAAUGGUUUUGUUUUCGUAAUCGACGGCAGUAAAUUUUCCGUCGGUCAUAUUAUACGAUUUAAUCCAUUGGUAUUGAAGAAAUGUGUGUACUACGUUCAAGAGGCAGCGCCGAUGAGUAUAAAGGCAAUCCAUAUUAUAAACUCGUUACCUGCCAUGGAAAUGUUGAUGAAGUUGGUAAAGCCUUUCAUGAAAAAAGAGUUGGUAGACGCAAUAUAUUUUCACUCCUCGUUAGAGAGCCUUUCUAAAUAUAUCCCAGUGGAUACGUUGCCAAACGAAUCAGGAGGAAAAGCCGGUUCCGUGCACAAACUAGCUGAAAUUGGAGUGAAAAAAUUCGAAGACUAUCGCGAGUGGUUUCUAUUGGAUGAAUCAGCCAGACGCGUUAACGAAGCAUUGAGAAUCGGCAAGAGCAAAACAACAAAUGAUUUGUUUGGUAUGGAGGGUAAUUUUAAAAAACUUGAUAUAGAUUAGUAAAUAGUUUGUAAAUUUAUAAUUAUAUACACACACACAUGUUAGAUGUUACAUAGCUCCACAAAGUUUAUUAAAUGCAUCAAUGAGGUAAAUAAUAUAUAUUAAGGCA